UUCGUUUCCCAGUUUAUGCUUUUUUUCUUUUCUUUUCUUUUCCCUUUUUAUUGGUAUAUUUUAUCAAUUGUUGUUUAUUGUUCGUAUUGUUAUAAUUUGUUUUAAUUUUCAAUAAAGGGUUUCUGGGAAUUAACGAAAUGUGAGAUUUGGGAGAAAAUUGUUACUGAAUUAAUUUUUGGGCUAUUACGUGUAAAAUUUCUGAUGAGAAAUUUGAUUGUGGAAAUUAUUGUUGGUUUUAUUUAAUGCGGGGUUUUAAUAAUUUCUGAAUUAAGUUGAUUUAUGCCCCCCAAGAAAGGGAGAGAUUUUGGUGAAUCUGCUUUGAUUGCUUCGCCACGAUGAAAAGAAAUUUCUUAACUAGGGAGCCAUCCGCAGAGGAACUUAAUUUGACGUUUCGUUUGUAUUAAACAUUUAAAGCACCAAAAACUUGAAUUGGGUUCUUCUUCGCACUCGGUUUCGAAGAUUCCUAAACUUUUAUGACUUUGAUUUCUUGGCCGCAACGAAAAAGUAGUUUCUUAACUCGUGAUAUAUCAGCAGGAGGAGCUGAAUUCUUCUUUUCUGGGUUUUCAUUUUGCAGUAAACCAUUUAGGGUUCUUCUUUUCUUUCGUAAGAGUAUGUGACAUUGAUACUAAAUAUCAUUUUGAAAAUUAACUGUUUCUUUGGUAUUUGUUCCAAAUGUGGUUUGCUGAUUUCUAUGCUGUAUGGAUUGUAUGCAUUUUGAUUAACAAAAUAACGAUUACUUGUUUGAAUGUUUCAAUAUAAAGAUCCAGUGGAACCCUUGUGAUCCCUGAAAAUAAUUGGUUUUCACUCUGUGUGCUGUAACCUAUUGAGAUACUAUGACGCAAAUUCUCGAUCAAGCUUCUAAUGGGGCAUCCCAACCCAUUGAUUAUACAAGAAAGAGGAAGUCAAGGAGGAGGAGGGAUGGAUCUGAAUCUGUAGAAAAGACACUUGCAAAGUGGAAAGAGUAUAACAAUAAAAUCGAUUCUCUGGAAAAUGGACACAAACCGAUAGUGCGUAAAGCUCCAGCCAAGGGAUCAAAGAAAGGAUGUAUGAAGGGUAAAGGAGGUCCUGAGAAUGUUCAUUGCGUAUACAGAGGAGUUAGGCAGAGGACGUGGGGUAAAUGGGUUGCUGAGAUUAGGGAGCCCCACAGGGGAAGUAGGCUGUGGUUGGGCACAUUCAGUACUGGAAUUGAAGCUGCUCUUGCUUAUGACGAAGCUGCUAGAGCAAUGUAUGGCCCACGAGCCCGGCUUAACUUUCCAAACUGCUGUCCAAAAGAGUCUACUGAUGAAUCUUCUUCUUUGCCAAUGACAUCUGCAUGUGAGUUAAAUUCUAGUGUCUCUGAGGUUUGUCUGGCCGAUGGUACUGGCUUGAAGGUUGACACCCUUAGGGUAAAACAAGACGAUGGUGAUGGUGAGUCUUGGACUGAUAUCGAUAGGCCUGCAGAUUUUGGUGAGACUGGUACCCAAAUGAGCACCGUGAAGGCAGAAUUCAUAGAGGAGGAAGUGAAGGAAGAACCUAUUACGUCACCAAGUAUUGAUGGUGAUUUGUUCAAUAAAAAGGAAAAUCCUGCCUAUGAUGGUGGCGUGGUUCCAUCAGAGGAGAUGUUUGAUGUGGAUGAGUUGCUUACUGCUUUAGAGUCUGCUCCUCAACACCCUUACGGGGGAGUAGGCCAAGCUGCUUAUGGCAAUGAUAACCAUCCAGACCAGUUGCAAAAGCCGGACACAAAUUUGCUUGGUAGUUCACCACACACACAGUAUGCACCAUCUGGACUUGACCAUGAUUUAGAUUUCUUGAAACCUGGGAGACAAGAAGAUAAUAAUUUUACACUGAAUGAUGUACUUACUGAUAUCGAUUCAGACUUGAUGUCUUAAAUGGGUUCUGGACAAAUUGCGAAGAGUGCUGUGAUAUGGAAAAGCUCAAACAACAGUUCCCUUUUUCCCCAGAAGCAGUUACGAACUUGGAACAACUUUGUUGCCAUUAAAUGCGAAUUCGUAUUCUUUUUGUACCAUAUUUUCUCUCAUCCGCACUAUAUUGCGUGUGGCUAAUUCUCUGGAAGUUUUUUGGAUUGGAUGAAUUGGCUGUAAUAGUGGUCUUGAAAUAAGAUUUUGUCAUGUAAAAAUUUUUUUUGUACAAAUGUAUGUCUUGGUAAUGUAAUGAAACAAUAUUGUUAGUAUACCAUUCAUUAUAUACUUGGUAUCUACAACA
Molecule: messenger RNA, 2202 nt
Organism: Olea europaea var. sylvestris
Lineage: Eukaryota; Viridiplantae; Streptophyta; Magnoliopsida; Lamiales; Oleaceae
Product: dehydration-responsive element-binding protein 2A-like
Exons: 2
Coding region: 834-1868 (344 amino acids)
Biological process (GO): positive regulation of DNA-templated transcription; response to stress
Cellular component (GO): nucleus
Molecular function (GO): DNA-binding transcription factor activity; transcription cis-regulatory region binding
Source: RefSeq, a predicted model, not a curated record